Messenger RNA from Calypte anna (Anna's hummingbird), 2300 nucleotides. RefSeq names its product cytoskeleton associated protein 2 like (gene CKAP2L). The record is from RefSeq and is a predicted model, not a curated record. The coding region runs from base 112 to 2244 and encodes 710 amino acids. Gene Ontology annotation, cellular component: centrosome; cytosol; mitotic spindle. NCBI's taxonomy places the organism in Eukaryota, Metazoa, Chordata, Aves, Apodiformes, Trochilidae. The transcript is spliced from 6 exons.
CUGAAUCUUGGUUUGUAUUUCAUGCUUGAAUUGAGUCUGGACAGAAGAGGGUCUCUGAACUCAGUGCUGAGUUCCUGACCCUGAUGGGGCAGUCAGCAGACUGCUGAAGAGAUGGCAAUAAUUCAACUCAUUAUUUUUCAGAGGAACUUAGCACUGGAAGAUCCACCCACCCACCCACCCACCCACACACUGGUGGGUGCUGUAUUGUUGUUUUGUCAGCACCUGCUUUGUCAUUGCAGACCUUCACCGGGGGUCCACAGGCAGGACCAAGCUUUCAGGUUUGCCCCAGCCGAGGUCUCCUCAGGGCUGAGGUUCUCUCUGUCUCUCCAGGUUGACAGGAAUAAGAAGGAUGUUUCCAGGAAUGUGGUGAAGGGCCCUCAGAGGAAUGGCAAGCCUGGUGUCAAAUCCACACAGCAUGUUGGUCACACUGCUCAGCAAAAACCUUCAAACACCUCCCAGAGAGCAGCAGUGGUGCAACCAGAGCAGCCAAGGAGGGGCACAAAGCUUCCCCUGGGGCACGUGCCAAGCAUGAGCCACCCUACCCAGCCCAGAGGGAGGCUCCUGACCUCAACCUCUACUCGCCCAAAUCCAAAGAGGACCAAGAAGCCCUCACAGGAGACUGUCACCACUGCAGCCCCUCUGGCCAACAGUGACCAUGCCCUUCCCAGGGCACCUUCCUCCCUCAACCAGGGCCUGCAGGACAGGCUGGUCUGCAACAAGGAAAAUCUCCAAGCACAGGGGUCUGCUCAACCUGUGCUGAACAGGGUUUUCAAGUCUGAUGGAAAUAAUCUUGGAAACAAGAGAGUCUUGGCUCACAAGCAAAGCUCAGUUAUGAUGUCAAGAACUGUUACGGGCCCAAAGGACAGAAUUAGUAGCCACCAGGCUAGGCAAGAGCCAAGUCAGGAUAAAUUCAGGAAACCUCUGCCAGGCUCCAAGAGCAUGUCUCAAAAACCAAGUGUCAAAACUCAGCUACUGCAGCCCCCCUGGUCACUUUCUGCUUCUACUAAUUUGCUACAUAAAAAAAUGGGGGCAAAUCAGGAAAAAACUCAUCCAGCAAGGGAGGCUGGAGUAAAGCCACAGGGCAGGCUUCCUGUAGGAGGCCUUGAGCACCACAGCGGGCCCCCUCAAGUUAAAAGAAAUUCCAUAAAGCCUCCAGCCAGCAGCAGGCUCUGGAGGCCCACAAACCCAACACCCAGCCUGAAAGCAGGUGGGACCCUGCAGUGGCAAAGGCCUCUGGAAAAGGGGGCUGUGAAGGAUGCCAAGGCAGCAUCCCAAGUGACAGUCACCCAAAACCAGCCAGGCAGCACGCACAGCUCCAAAACUCCAUCACUUGUGAGUGGUCUUAGGAGUGGGGGAGACAGACUUAAAGCAGAGGCACACAAGCCAGGAGGGAUCCAGGCCAGGCGUGUCCCCAGGACCCCAUCAGCUGCAGAUCGUAAGAAACAGCUGCAGGAGUGGUUGGCAUCCAAAGGCAAGACAUACAAACGUCCACCUAUGAUGCUGCUUCAGAAACAGCCAGCAAAGCUGUCCUGGAGAAGUACCAAGGAGAAAGAGAAGCAAGAGAAACCAGAGCAGCUCCUCCUGGAAAAGAUCAACAACAUAUUCACUGAGUGCCUGAAGCUCAUUGAGGAGGGUGCCCAGGCAGAGGAGGUCUCUGCCCUGCUGUCCCGUGUGCCCCAGGCAGAGAAAUUUGCCAAGUUCUGGAUCUGCAAAGCAAAACUCCUUUCCCAGAAUGGUCCUUUUGAUGUGACAGGGCUGUACAAAGCUGCAGUCUGCGCGGGUGCUGCGCCACUCCAGGAGCUCAGAGAAGUUGUCCUUGAUAUUUUGAAGGCUACAGACCAAACAUCAGGAGGGGACGAGGCUGUGCAUCCCCUUCCUUUGGAGCCUACAACACCUUGCUCCAGUGAGAAGCAGCAUGUGGCAGCAACUCCCUGCCCUACCAGGAGGCCCCCACUCAGCCUGCCCCUCUCCAUCAAGUUACAAGUUAAGUCUGCGUCCAGAGGAAAGGAGUUUCUAGAAGGCCAGGAGCUGAAAUUCGUGACACCAGUGCGACGCUCGCUGCGGAUAGAUGGGGCUGGGAGCCACUACCCAGAUAUGCUGAAGGACCAUGACCCUGUAGUGUCUUCCCUCAGUGAACUCCUGGAUGCUGAGGAGGAGACUCAGUUCUUCUUCCGGAAAAACAAAGCUUUGCCAGAGGUGGCAGAGCUGGAGGGUUUGAGUUUGUAUCCUCCAGAGUUCUCCUGAGAGGUUCCUGGGGGGGGGAAGCUUGGUUCCUUGCACACACUCCAUUGACUUCUCAU